AUGGAAGAUCCCUCUCUUGAGGAUCAGACCUCUCCACUGGGCAGAAACUUGCAGGACAAUAUGGGCUCCCAGGACGAUAGUGUGGAUCAAAGAGAUAUCAAGGAAGAGGACGAGGAGGAUUUGGGGUCCAGAGAAGGAAUGGGAAUUCCAUCAGGAAGAGACCCUGAGGUGACAGUUGAGAUUGGAGAAACCUACCUAUGUCGGCGAGCAGACAAUACAUGGCGUGAGAUACUCUCUAAUACUCUAUAUGUAUAAAGACAUGUGUCUAGGCCUGAUCUGAGCCACCAAGUGACUCUGUGUUAAAGGCGUGACUUUCCAAAUAAAUCCAAUAGUACAUAACUGCAGAACAUUUGUCGCCAUCUCAUUUCUCAGCAUUUACUAGAUUCCACUUACUGUAGCUGCGAUGUUUAAUAACAUGUUGUAUUUACUGCUCAGUCUAUCAUUUGGUGCAGCUCUCCUGUGUGAUAUUGUUUUUGUUUUGCAUGGGAGACAGCAGGUCCAGAUCACUUUAAAAAAUAAAUAAAAAGCCUGACCCUUCGAUUUAAUUGAGUGCUUUGUUGAACUUUUAAAUGAUAAAUUGGAGAGGGUUUGCUUAAACAGUUUACUGGGGAACCCGGCCAGGGUAUUUCUGUCAUCAUAACCACUACUGUGGGCUGUAGUGAUUAUCGUGCUUGGACUUGCCCUUUAAUUCUGUCCGAUUUUGGGGGGGUAUUCUUAGAGUUUCAGUUCUAUUUCUUCUGGCGUGGUAUCAGGGGAAUUGGAACAACCAAAUAAGCCCGUUCUGGAGUUUGGCUGUUUUGUGAACAACCGAAUCUCCCACUUUAUAUGGAAAUUUGUCCGAUUUCCAGUUCAGUUUGAAAUAACACGAUUUUUUUAAUUUAAAUAGCUGAAUGGGUUAAAACCGCUGAAUUGUGACAACCAAGCAGCAUUCAGUUCCUAUUUGUCAUUUAGUGAAUAUACCCUGUGAUUUUGUGAGCUCCCUUAGAUGAAUCAAAGCUGCAUUAAGAUAAUUGCCCACUGUUCGGAUCUUAUAGUACUAUUCUGUUCACAACGGAUCAGCUGUGGUACAUUUUAAAAUAUUUUGCUCUUUCCUUGGGACAGAUUCUGCGGAGGUGAUCCAGUCACGACUUAAUGAACAAGAAGGACGAGAAGAGUUUUAUGUGCAUUAUGUGGGCUGUAAGUUCAUUUGUAUUAUUUACAGUGUUGUAACCUUUAGAAGGCAGGUUUAUAUCAUAGAACAGUCCAUGUCGGGUUAGUCAGCACUUGUUUUCCUGUUUUGCUGGCUUUCUUUUAAGCUUUUGGGGGGGGCGGAAGGAUGGCGCAGCAUCAGCAUAACCUGUUUGACCUACUCACUGCGAUAUCAGAAGGGAGGGCGUAACCUCACGAAAUCUGUGCCAAGCCAAAUGCUCUGUUUUUACGUGUUAGCUGGGUGUGGAUCAAGAUAAACCCAAAGACUAAAUCAAUGGCAUGGGGAUCAGGGCAUUAAGUCUCCAACUAUCCGUACACCUGUAAUCCAGAAUAACCUGCACAAUUCUGUCCUGUAUUGAUUCAAAUAGAUUGUAUUUAAACGGUUUUCUUCUUUUUCAGUUCUUUGUAAUUUUUUAAAUAAUAAAACAAUGCGUAAAAAAUUCAAUAAAGGGGGCGGGGGGAAUCUUAUACUUCAUCCUUCUAGAGAUGUGCCGAAAUGCUAUAUAUCUCACCCAAUGUUCAAAUGCUGUGGUUCUGUGCAUGAAAAGUGCUUAGAUAAUAUUUCCGAGUGAUCACAGCAAUUUUAGAAUAUUCAAAUACGUGUGUAAACCAUAUUGAUAGAUCCAGUCGAUAUUGACUAGAGAAAACCACAAAACAGAGAGAACCUAGAGUAACUGUGCAAGCUCUCAAUAUUUAAAACUCACAAGGAGAGAGAGGAUGAAGUUCCACUCACGACUAUAAUGCUCAGGAAGGAUCGGUCCCUGGGGAACGUGGGAUCCACACUUCCCAUGAAGAGAGAUUCAUCACCAGCCAAGACCUUUCUUCCGUAUCUUUAUUAAACAAUAAAAACCGUAAAAUGCUGCGGAUAUCCAAAGUGCUGGGUGCUCCUUCAGCUGGAUUUAGUGUCACAAGUCUUGAGUUUCCUUCGUUGGUGCUCCUUGAUGGACACCUAAAUGGGCAGGGUAGCACUAUAUUGUUCGGCAUGCAUUCCCAUAAACAUUGGCAGGUGAAUAUUAAGGUACUGAUACCUAAAUAUGCUGGUGAUUAACGUCCUGGGUCUGCAUUAUUUCUUCAGAGAAAUAUCCACAGGUCGCUGAAAAUGCGGAUAUUGUGUCCUUUGCCUGUAAUUCCUAAUCUCAUACAUUUGAUCUGUUUCUUCAUUCUCCCUCAGUUAACCGGCGGCUAGAUGAGUGGGUAGACAAGAACCGCUUGGCUCUGACCAAGACUGUGAAGGAUGCUGUCCAGAAGAAUACGGAUCAGUACCUGAGUGAGAUCUCUGAGCAACCAGAGCGCAAAAUCACCCGGAACCAGAAGCGCAAACACGAUGAGAUCAAUCACGUUCAGAAGGUAAUAUCUUCCCACUGGCACCUGAAAAUGUAUGUGCAUAUUCAGUCUUAUAUACUGCCUACCCUAUGAUUUUUCCAAAAGAGGUGAAUUUCUCUUCCUGAUGCAUGCUAAUUCUCAUUCCCUCCCUAAUUUUUUAGACAUAUGCAGAGAUGGACCCCACAACGGCAGCCCUGGAGAAAGAGCAUGAGGCUGUGAGUACACCAUACUGACUUAUCUCCAACUCUUUCUGUAAUAUUUAUCACAGCUUAUUUCUGGAACCCGUGUUUUAUUUGCCGAUAUCCUUGUUCUUGCUUAAACCCCAGAUUACAAAGGUCAAAUAUGUGGACAAAAUUCACAUUGGGAACUAUGAGAUUGAUGCAUGGUACUUCUCCCCAUUCCCAGAGGAUUAUGGGAAACAGCCUAAACUUUGGGUGUGCGAGUACUGUCUGAAGUACAUGAAGUUUGAGAAGAGUUAUCGCUAUCACUUGGUGAGUUCUGAUCACAUUGCUUGUUGUGUCCAACAGCCUCUAGGGAGUGGACUGUUGGGCCCUUUUUUUGUAGCUGAGCCAUGUGUAGUGGUUUUCUUUCUAAUUUUCCUCUGUUCUUUGUGCAGGGACUUUGUCAGUGGCGACAGCCUCCAGGAAAGGAAAUCUACAGAAAGAGUAAUAUCUCCGUAUACGAAGUGGAUGGAAAAGACCAUAAAAUCUAUUGUCAGAAUCUCUGUCUCUUGGCCAAGCUGUUCCUAGAUCAUAAAACACUGUAUUUUGAUGUGGAACCUUUUGUAUUUUACAUCCUGACAGAGGUUGAUCGGCAAGGAGCUCAUAUUGUAGGAUAUUUCUCCAAGGUGCGUAGAUUUUAAAGUCAGAGUGAAGAAGGUCCAGGUUUAUUUUUUGUACCAGGUGCAGGCUCUGUACGUGUAGAUUGUUGCAAACCUUCUUGACAUUUCUGUGUUGAGUUUGCUGGUUGCCUUGAACAAUAUUUGUAUUUCUCUUCCUUGUUGUAGGAGAAGGAAUCUCCAGAUGGAAACAACGUGGCUUGCAUCCUUACUCUUCCUCCAUACCAGCGACGUGGCUAUGGCAAGUUCCUCAUAGCUUUCAGUAAGUGAGGCUACCCACCCCUUUAACCCCAAUCACCUGUGGUGCCCACACAAGGCUUACUAAGUAUUACACCAUCUCCUGCAUGCAGGUUACGAACUCUCCAAGCUCGAGAAUACUGUGGGCUCCCCAGAGAAACCUCUUUCUGACUUGGGCAAGUUGAGCUACCGCAGCUACUGGUCUUGGGUACUGCUGGAAAUAUUGAGAGACUUCCGAGGCACGCUUUCCAUCAAAGACCUUAGGUGAGUGAUGAUGGGGUUAGCUCACUUGUCUUGUAUUUUUAGUAGUUUCUGCGCAACUUCUGAAUCUGUUUCUUGGUUUCCUUCUCAGCCAGAUGACCAGUAUCACUCAGAAUGACAUCAUUGGCACGCUGCAGUCUCUCAACAUGGUGAAGUAUUGGAAAGGACAACAUGUGAUCUGUGUAACCCCCAAACUGGUGGAGGAACAUCUAAAGAGUGCACAGUACAAGAAGCCCCCUAUCACCGGUGAGAGUGUAGAUUAAGGGCAGUUAUUUCAGAAAAUUGGGCAAAGCUUGCAUUCUUACAAGUGUGUAUUACUGGAGGUUCAUGCAUACUGUUCCUAACUCUUUUUACAGGUGUAGGAAUAUCUAGAAAGGUUAAAGUAAGCUUGUUUUCUAUGCAUAAAGGCCCAACCUGCAGAGCGGGAGAAAUGAAGGCUAGUUAUUGUAACUGGGUAGUUUUAAAUUAGAUAUAGAGAAAGCUGUAAGCAUACUGACAGUACAUAAAUUCUCUGUUCCGCUGAAAGGUUAUUACAAACUCAAACAGUAAAGUACACGCCAGGAGAGUUCAGAGUGCAAGGUCUUUUUCUUUUAAGACUACGGUAACUUAACCAAGCCAAUUUCCCUUUCUUUCUUUUUCUUCCACAGUGGAUUCUCUGAACCUGAAAUGGGCUCCCCCUAAACACAAACUGUUAAAAGUAUCCAAGAAAUGAAUACACAGUGGUUUUGAGUUAGCCCACUAGAGGCUGAAGAGUGAAUGGUGUCAGCUGAUAGUCUUCCGGAUAUCAAACACAGAAGUUAUGAGUUGGGUGGGUAGUGCAGUGGCCAUACUAUAAGGCUCGUCUACCUCGGCAGCAGUCCAGUGUCACACUGUGUUAGAGAAUGCUAUGUUUUAACUCCUUUCGCACUGUAUCCUAUUGUUGUAGCUCACACCUCCCAGCAUGGGGCGAUAUGUUUCUGCAUAAGCUCAGGUCCUGCACUGGUCAAUCUGGUAUUGGAAGGACACAGUUUGAACACUUAGGUUAAUAAACCUUUUAUUAGUGUUUACAAGGUG
This is a messenger RNA of Pelobates cultripes (western spadefoot toad), 4900 nucleotides long. The record is from the annotation of a GenBank genome assembly. NCBI's taxonomy places the organism in Eukaryota, Metazoa, Chordata, Amphibia, Anura, Pelobatidae.